Molecule: messenger RNA, 1116 nt
Organism: Quercus lobata
Lineage: Eukaryota; Viridiplantae; Streptophyta; Magnoliopsida; Fagales; Fagaceae
Product: protein ULTRAPETALA 2-like
Exons: 4
Coding region: 191-913 (240 amino acids)
Cellular component (GO): nucleus; cytosol
Molecular function (GO): DNA binding
Source: RefSeq, a predicted model, not a curated record
UUUAUUGUUAGUCUUAUUUAAGAAGAUUUUAGUUCUUCUCUACACUCAUCUUGAGUAUUGUGAGAAUCCAAUAAGUAGGUCAAGCAUCAAGGACGAAGAGAGAAAAGGAAUAUUGAUAGGCUAGGCCACUCCAAGCCUAAUCUUAAGAUAAAUCGAGGAUAUUCUCAGAAGCAGCCCAGAUUUGUCGAAUAUGGCCCGAACAAAGCGUACUGUAAGGAGGUUUGUGGCUAGGGAUGAAGGGGGAGGUGUGAUCAGGUUCACUGAGGAAGAGUUGAACAAUAUCAGUGAGCUUGAGAGAGGGCCAAACUAUAUUGAGGUCACAUGUGGGUGCACAAACAAGAAGUAUGGUGAUUAUAUCGGCAAGCUUAGGAUUAGUUGCUUUGGCCAUUUUAAGAUCACCUGCACCUGCAGUGAGAAAUGCAAGCAAGUGAAUUUGACUCCCUAUGCUUUCGAGAAACACAGCGGAAGGGAAGGGGCUAGGAAUUGGAAGAAACACAUUUGGGUUAUCAUUAAUGAUAAGAAGGUUGCUAUCUCAAAGACUGUUCUGAUAUCAUACUACAAACAUUCAACAAAUAUGGUCCUUAGCCGCCCCAAACAAUUUCAUCGCGAUGAGUUCAUUAGUUGUUCAGAUUGUAAGAAGCUGCGCAGGUUUCUACUCCGUGAUCAAGUGGGUUGCCGAACAUAUCAUGAUGCGUUGGCUAACAAAAACUGGAAAUGUACUGACUGGCCUUAUGAUAAAAUAUCCUGUGAUGAUGAAGAAGAGCGUGAGUGUCGCAAAAUCUGCAAGGGCUGUCCUCGUUCUUCAACAUGCAGGGGCUGCACUUCUUGUGUGUGUUUUGGGUGCACCAGGUGCCGCUUUUGGGACUGUGACUGCCGCACUUGUGUUGACUUCAUGGAGCAUGGAGAACCUUAGGCCUAGUCCCCAGAAUCAUAUCCUUUCCUGCCUUUACUUAUUUGAUCAAGAAUAAAGAAAGUUUGAGACCUCAAAACUUUCUGUUUGAAUGGCUGUUGUAAGACUGCCAACUUUUCGUUUGCUUUUCUUUUCUUUCUUAGCAGCUACCUAGAAUAAGGUCUGCCCUUCAUGGUGGAUGUGUUAUCAUUUUAUCCUUCUGGACC